AUGGGACAAUGCUGUGCAAAAGAGAGUCUCGAUGUCCACGAAAUUGAGACCAAUCGCUCCAUUGACAAGCAGAUCAAGACCGACGAACGUCGCAUGAAGACUGAGGUCAAGCUAUUGUUGCUCGGUGCUGGUGAAUCAGGGAAAUCAACCGUGUUGAAGCAAAUGCGUCUGUUACACGCAGCUGGAUUUAGUGCAUCGGAACGAGAAAGCUACCGUGUCAUUGUGUUUAGCAACAUUUUCAGUAUCAUGCAAACGCUACUCGAGAUUACACAACAACUCGAUCUAGAAAUACACGAUAAGCAACUCCAGGAAGAUGCACGGGGUUACUUCCGAGAAAUGCCGCCAUUGGCUAAAGAUGAGCCUUUUCCUCUUGAUUAUCUCGAUAUCCUUAAGAGACUUUGGGCAGAUGAAGGAAUACAGAGUGCGUAUGAACAUGGAAAUUCGUUUGCUCUUCAUGAUAAUGUUCCGUACUUUUAUACCCAAUUGGAUCGCUUGUGGGAACCAGAAUACCUACCUACGGAUCAAGAUAUCAUCCGAUGUCGUGCAAAGACUACAGGGAUCGUUGAGACUAUCUUUCAUUUGGGACCUUUAACCUAUCGCAUGGUGGAUGUUGGUGGUCAACGGAGCGAACGAAAGAAAUGGAUACAUUGCUUUGACAACGUUACCGCUAUCCUAUUUGUUGUUGCAAUUAGUGGAUACGACCAGUGCCUGGUUGAGGAUAGGGAUUCAAUGUUGGAAGCCCUUAUGCUUUUCGACAGCAUAUGCAAUUCGCCAUGGUUCGUAAAAACAUCGAUGAUUCUCUUUUUGAAUAAGAUCGAUAUCUUCCGUGAAAAGAUCAAAGUUUCUCCUAUAUCUCAAUACUUCCCCGAUUACCAAGGUCCUGACGAUGAUGUUGACCAGACAUGCAUAUACUUUCGCAAGCGAUUUCAACGAUUGAAUCACAACCCUUCAAAACGCAUUUAUUGUCAUUACACAGACGCCACUGACAGCAAACUUUUGGAACAUGUGAUGUAUGCUGUAUCAGAUAUCAUUUUGAAUGAGAAUCUGAAUACAUUUAUUCUCUAA
This is a messenger RNA of Lichtheimia ornata, 1065 nucleotides long. RefSeq lists its product as uncharacterized. Gene Ontology annotation, molecular function: GTPase activity; G-protein beta/gamma-subunit complex binding; G protein-coupled receptor binding. The record is from RefSeq and is a predicted model, not a curated record. NCBI's taxonomy places the organism in Eukaryota, Fungi, Mucoromycota, Mucoromycetes, Mucorales, Lichtheimiaceae. The transcript has 7 exons. Gene Ontology annotation, biological process: G protein-coupled receptor signaling pathway. Gene Ontology annotation, cellular component: heterotrimeric G-protein complex. The coding region runs from base 1 to 1065 and encodes 354 amino acids.